UGCAGAAUAUCGAAAACGUAAGCGAGCAAGAGAGGAGGAAGCACGUAGGCUCUCCAAUAACGAUAAGAACUGGCUCACAACACCUGCUCAGUAACAGGAGGCGCCGGGUGUUGUGUGUCUCCGGUAACCUAGCAACGGUGACGUCAUUCACAGCCGCCCGAUGCUGUGGACGCCGGCGUUUCUCCCGCCCGCCGCAGCCGUCUGACUGAACUGAGGAGGAAAGGGUAUUUAAGCUGUGCAUGGAAAUUAUGGAGUAUACGUGAAAUAAAAAGCAGAGUUCCCAACACAGGACUGAGCGGCAUAUAUGAGGCCUCAUUAGGAAUACUACAAAGCUGAUUGUGGACACACUGGACUGUCUGAGAUGUUUGCCUUAAACCCACAGCACACGGCUAAGUGUUUGCACCUAUGGAAGCGUACAUUCUAUAGACCUUUGUCCACCCGGAAGUGGCUCGGGGCAGCUCUGUGUGGAUGCUCCUGUGUAUUACGAAUUAUACAUCCGGUGACUCGAUCACAGACUGUGCAGUUUAGCUCUAAAAAGGAAAGAAUUGACAUGUCUGAAUAUGAUGUAGAUUAUAUUAGGAAUUUUAGCAUAAUAGCACAUGUGGAUCAUGGGAAAAGUACUCUCGCUGACAGACUUCUUGAAAUAACAGGCUGUAUUCCGAAAGCAUCCUCCAAUAAGCAAGUGCUGGAUAAGCUGCAGGUAGAGAGAGAGCGAGGAAUCACAGUGAAGGCUCAGACUGCAUCACUUUUUUACACUUUUGAAGGAAAAAGAUAUCUCCUAAACCUAAUUGAUACACCGGGUCAUGUAGAUUUUAGCUAUGAAGUUUCAAGGUCCCUAUCUGCUUGUCAAGGUGUCCUGCUGGUGGUUGAUGCAAAUGAGGGUAUUCAGGCACAGACGGUGGCAAACUUCUUUCUCGCCUUUGAAGCGCAGCUUUCAAUUAUUCCUGUCAUAAACAAGAUCGAUUUAAAGAAUGCAGACCCUGAGAGAGUGGAGAAGCAAAUUGAAAAGAUGUUCGACAUUCCAGCCAGUGAUUGCAUUAGGAUCUCUGCAAAAUUUGGAACAAAUGUGGAAACAGUUCUUCAAGAAGUUGUUAGAAAACUCCCACCACCUAAAGUAGAAAGAGGUGGUCCCUUUAAAGCCCUGCUCUUUGACUCCAUGUUCGAUCACUACAGAGGUGUUGUAGCCAGUAUUGCCAUCUUUGGUGGGGAAGUGUGCAAAGGCAACAAAAUUGUGUCUGUUCACACUGGCAAGAGCUAUGACGUCAAUGAGGUUGGCAUCCUGACUCCUGAAGAAAUGCCAACUGAUAAAUUAUGUGCUGGGCAGGUAGGUUACCUGGUCGCUGGAAUGAAAGCAGUACAGGAAGCACAAAUAGGUGACACAUUCCAUCUAUACAAGCAGCCUGUGGAGCCACUGCCAGGAUUCAAGGAUGCAAAGCCUAUGGUAUUUGCGGGUAUGUUUCCAGUCGACCAGUCGGAGUACAGCAAUUUGAAAAAUGCUCUAGAUAAGCUGACCUUGAAUGAUUCCAGUGUCUCUGUCAGCCGGGACAGUAGCGCUGCACUGGGGGCUGGCUGGAGGUUGGGCUUUCUUGGCCUCUUACACAUGGAGGUCUUUAACCAGCGGCUGGAGCAAGAAUACAACGCGUCUGUCAUAAUGACGGCACCUACAGUCCCAUACAGAGCUGUGCUGUCUUCACAGAAACUGAUAAAGGAAUAUGGAGCACAAGAGAUAACCAUUGUAAACCCAACUGCAUUUCCUGAUAAAACUGUGGCAUCGGCAUAUCUUGAGCCUAUGAUACUGGGUACAAUUAUUUCACCGGAUGAACACCUUGGAAAAAUAAUGUCUCUCUGUCAGUCCCGACGAGCGGAACACAAAAGUUUGAUAUAUAUUGAUGAUCACAGAAUCAUGUUAAAAUAUCUGUUUCCUUUAAAUGAAGUCGUGGUGGAUUUUUAUGAUAAUCUAAAAUCUCUCUCUUCUGGAUAUGCAAGCUUUGACUAUGAAGAUGCAGGUUACCAAGCCGCAGAUCUGAUCAAAAUGGACAUUUUACUAAAUGGGUGUGCUGUUGAAGAAUUGGUGACUAUCGCAAAUAGGGAAAAGGCGUAUGAAGUUGGUAAAGCGAUCUGUGAAAAGCUACGAGAUGCUAUACCAAGGCAACUGUUUGAAAUAGCUGUUCAGGCAGCUAUCGGUAGCAAGAUAAUAGCGAGAGAAACAAUUAAAGCCUAUAGGAAGAAUGUCUUGGCCAAAUGUUAUGGUGGUGACAUCUCAAGAAAAAUGAAGUUGCUGAAGCGGCAAGCUGAAGGGAAGAAGAAGAUGCGGAGAAUCGGCAAUGUGGAAGUGCCUAAAGACGCAUUUAUCAGUGUGUUAAAGAGACAGCCGGACAAGUGACACCAGAAAGUGACUGCUAUCACAUUUCUUCACUAUCGGAGGACAAUCUGAACCUUGUCCCAAUGGCUUUGUCUGCAGAGCAUCCUUAAGUGUUGGGAUCAAAGAAGGAGGAAGAAACAUUGCCUACCCAAUUUUGAUGAUUUGUUCCUAAUGUUUUUUCUGAGCAAAUGGAUGAUAUUUAAUUUACCUCAACAACAAUGGCUGUUUCCUGCCAGGGACUUAUGAUGGAAAAUAAGAUAUUCAGUGCUGAAUGACUUCUGCACAGUGUUUGCUAGAUAUUUAUUUAAUAAUAAAGUGAGGCAGAAAUUGCAUGCUUUCCCGUUGUAUAGGGCAGGCUAUGGAACGGUUCACACAUAAACGGGAAAGACCCUCAUCCUUUCUAAUUAAGAAUUGGGAAAGCGGCAAGACAUAAAUUAGAUAAACAGUAGAUGUUAGCUGAUGGAUAUAUAUUUUAGAUGUCAUUUUCAAGGUUAUGUUAUGCUAAACAGGAGCAUAAUGUAAACAUGCAGCUUGAAGUUGUGAAUGCAUCCCAUUAAAAAUAUUGUGUGUGUGUGUGUAUGUAUAUAUAUAUAUAUAUAUAUAUAUACACACACACACACACCCUAUCUCAGAGAUGUACCUAGUUUAUAAAGCAGCUGCUGUAUGAAAAUAUGCUAAUACCGCAGGAGGUGUCUUAUGACCCUUGGGUUACUCAAGAUGGCCACUGUAAUCAUGCAGCAGAGGCCAGGAAAUCUGUCACCAGACACAAACCCUGGCUUGAGCAGGCCUAUAAAGUGGGGCCAACACACUGGCCUUACCCGCCCCCAUAUGGCCACAUCAAUCAUGCUGCGGAUUAGGGGGCACUGCAACCAUCGUCAUCUCCAGUGAUCUGCACAUGCUAAUCCUGCGCAGUUCAGUAACCAUCUGAGAUGUAUGCAGGACCUGAUCAGGCCCAUAGUGCCUAAUUAUCAUUUAAUGCCCCCCUCAUCUGCCAAGAUGUUAUUAUGACCUUUUAAUAUUAGGCACCACAGGGUGAAUGCAGUGCCGUACAAGGGUUAACCAAAAACGUACACCGUAUAAAUACAAACAUUGCAAUAAAACCGCACACAGAGUGACAAGUACAGGAAAAAGGGUAGGACAUCUCGCUGUAACUAGAGUCAGCAGGCCAUGGUGAGUCACAGAAGGCACAACAGCUCGCAAUGAUCCUGUACCCAACAUAUGGGCGAGCAGAGAGAAACAGGGUAGCAAAGGGGGGAGGAGGAGACAAAAGACAAGGAGCAUUGGUGUUAAGGAUAGUGCAGGACAGGAGAAGGAACAAGGGGGACCAGGGCCCUUCCUGAGAGCUACAUUCUAAAGGGAUGGGAUAGACAGAGGAUGAACUGGUUAGGAGACAAGAUGGGUAGGAGAAGGAGUUAGGAUAAGGACAGAUAGGCUUUAGUUAAGCUAGGGACAGUUGAAGAAAGUCUGACUUGGUGAGGGACAGUAUUCCAGAGGAGAGGGAAACAGGAGAAAUCUUGGAUGCAGGCAUCGGAAGAGUAACCAGAGUAGAUGUGAAGUGUCUGUAGGAACUAGUUUAAACUGGAUUCCGAGGGCUGUAGGUAACCAGUAUAAGAGGUUGCAGAGAGAAAGAGGCAAAUACUGUGUGGCGAGGGAGAAAACGAGUUGUGGGAGGCAGCGGUAGAGACUGAGAAUGAUGAGUUGGAGAGGUACCAGGAGAUCCAAGAGAAGACAGUCAUGGAGCAUAUGAAAGAAUAGAAUAUGGUCACUAGUGUCAAAGGCGGUAAACAGAUUAAGGAGGAUGAGCAUAUGGAAGUCCACCUGAGAUUCAGUGUUUAGAAUGUCAUUGGUGAUCAUUGUGAGAAAAUUUUCAGUUUAGUAGUGGUGUGGGAUACUGAAUAGGUUUGAGAAGAAAAAUCCUUUCAUGGAACUUGAAGGCAAAGGGGAGGAGAGAGUAACGGCUGAGCAUGAGUUUAAGGACAUGGUGGUCUAUUUAUUGGAGAGAAAGUAAAGUGCAGAGAGAUAAAGUACCAGCCAAUCAGCUCCUAACUGCCAUGUUACUGGCCGUGUUUGAAAAAUGACCGCUGGUUGCUGGUAUUUUAUCUCUCAACACUUUCUCUCUCUCUCCAAUGCUUAGUAAAUAGACCCCAUGGUGAGACAAGGACAUGUUUUAAGGAGAUAUGAUUCCUGAACUGUAUGACGUAGAAGGCUAGAUUCACGUCAGAUUAAUGGGCAAAAGUUAUGUCUAGGAAGUGCAGGAAACGGCCCAGCUGAAAUUCUUCCGUUGGGGCCUUCCUGGCCUCACACCACGCAAUAUAUUUUCGCCAUAUGCGGUGAUAAUGGUUUGCGGUUACUUCUUUCCUAGCUUAAAUCAGCGUAGGAAUGACUUCCUCCGGAAUGCCCUUUUCCUUCAGGAUCCGGUGUUCAACCGCCAUGCCGUCAAACGCAGCCGCGGUAAGUCUUGGAACAGACAGGGCCCCUGCUGCAGCAGGUCCUGUCUGAGCGGCAGAGGCCAUGGGUCCUCUGAGAUCAUUUCUUGAAGUUCCGGGUACCAAGCUCUUCUUGGCCAAUCCGGAACAAUGAGUAUAGUUCUUAAUCCUCUUCUCCUUAUUAUCCUCAGUACCUUUGGUAUGAGAGGAAGAGGAGGGAACACAUAAACCGACCGGUACACCCACGGUGUCACUAGAGCGUCCACAGCUAUCGCCUGCGGGUCUCUUGACCUGGCGCAAUACUUUUCUAGCUUUUUGUUUAGGCGGGACGCCAUCAUGUCCACCUGUGGCCUUUCCCAACGGUUUACAAUCAGUUGGAAGACUUCUGGAUGAAGUCUCCACUCUCCCGGGUGGAGGUCGUGCCUGCUGAGGAAGUCUGCUUCCCAGUUGUCCACUCCCGGAAUGAACACUGCUGACAGUGCUAACACGUGAUUUUCCGCCCAUCGGAGAAUCCUUGUGGCUUCUGCCAUCGCCGUCCUGCUUCUCGUGCCGCCCUGUCGGUUUACAUGGGCGACCGCCGUGAUGUUGUCUGACUGGAUCAGUACCGGCUGGUUUUGAAGCAGGGGUUUUGCCUGACUUAGGGCAUUGUAAAUGGCCCUUAGUUCCAGAAUAUUUAUGUGCAGGGAAGUCUCCUGACUUGACCAUAGUCCUUGGAAGUUUCUUCCCUGUGUGACUGCCCCCCAGCCUCGAAGGCUGGCAUCCGUGGUCACCAGGACCCAGUCCUGUAUGCCGAAUCUGCGGCCCUCUUGAAGAUGAGCACUCUGCAGCCACCACAGCAGAGACACCCUUGUCCUUGGAGACAGGGUUAUCAGCCGAUGUAUCUGAAGAUGCGAUCCGGACCACUUGUCCAACAGGUCCCACUGAAAGGUUCUUGCAUGGAACCUGCCGAAUGGAAUUGCUUCGUAGGAAGCUACCAUCUUUCCCAGGAUCCGCGUGCAGUGAUGUACCGACACCUGUUUUGGUUUUAGGAGGCCUCUGACUAGAGAUGACAGCUCCUUGGCCUUCUCCUCCGGGAGAAACACUUUUUUCUGUUCUGUGUCCAGAACCAUCCCCAGGAACAGUAGACGUGUCGUAGGGACCAGCUGUGACUUUGGAAUAUUUAGAAUCCAGCCGUGCUGUUGUAGCACCUCCCGAGAUAGUGCUACCCCGACCAACAACUGCUCCCUGGACCUCGCCUUUACCAGGAGAUCGUCCAAGUACGGGAUAAUUAAAACUCCCUUCUUUCGAAGGAGUAUCAUCAUUUCGGCCAUUACCUUGGUAAAGACCCUCGGAGCCGUGGAUAGACCGAACGGCAACGUCUGGAAUUGGUAAUGACAAUCCUGUACCACAAAUCUGAGGUACUCCUGGUGAGGAUGGUAAAUGGGGACAUGCAGGUAAGCAUCCUUGAUGUCCAGUGAUACCAUGUAAUCCCCCUCGUCCAGGCUUGCAAUAACCGCCCUGAGCGAUUCCAUCUUGAACUUGAAUUUUUUUAUAUAUGUGUUCAAGGAUUUCAAAUUUAAAAUGGGUCUCACCGAACCGUCUGGUUUCGGUACCACAAACAUUGUGGAAUAGUAACCCCGUCCUUGUUGAAGUAGGGGCACCUUUACUAUCACAUGUUGUGAAUACAGCUUGUGAAUUGCCUGUAACACUGCCUCCCUGCCUGAGGGAGUGGUUGGUAAGGCAGAUUUGAGGAAACGGCGGGGGGGAGACGUCUCGAAUUCCAGCUUGUACCCCUGAGAUACUACUUGAAAUAUCCAAGUGUCCACCCGUGAGCGAGCCCACUGAUUGCUGAAAUAUUUGAGACGGGCCCCCACCGUACCUGGCUCCGCCUGUGGAGCCCCAGCGUCAUGCUGUGGACUUAGAGGAAGCGGAGGAGGACUUUUGCUCCUGUGAACUGGCUGUAUGCUGCAGCUUUUUCCCUCUGCCUCUGGGCAGAAAGGACGCGCCCUUAACCCGCUUGCCCCUAUUGGGCCGAAAGGACUGUACCUGAUAAUACGGUGCUUUCUUUGGCUGUGAGGGAACAUGGGGUAAAAAUGUAGACUUCCCAGCUGUUGCUGUGGAAACGAGGUCCGAGAUACCAUCCCCGAACAACUCCUCACCCUUAUAAGGCAGAACUUCCAUGUGCCUUUUAGAAUCUGCAUCUCCUGUCCACUGCCGAGUCCAUAACCCUCUCCUGGCAGAAAUGGACAUUGCACUAAUUUUUGAUGCCAGCCGACAAAUAUCCCUCUGUGCAUCCCUCAUAUAUAAAAGUGCGUCUUUAAUAUGCUCUACCAGUCUAGGGUAUCAAUAUUUUCCGACAGGGAAUCUGACCACGCAGCUGCAGCACUGCACAUCCAUGCUGAAGCAAUAGCUGGUCUCAGUAUAACACCUGUGUGUGUGUGUGUAUAUAUAGAUUUCAGGAUAGCCUCCUGCUUUCUAUCAGCGGAUUCCUUCAGGGCGGCCGUAUCCGGAGACGGUAGUGCCACCUUCUUUGACAAGCGUGUGAGCGCUUUAUCCACCCUAGGGGAUGUUUCCCAACGUGCCCUAUCCUCUGGCGGGAAAGGGUACGCCAUUAGUAACCUCUUAGAAAUUACCAGUUUCUUAUCAGGGGAAGCCCACGCUUCUUCACACACUUCAUUUAACUCCUCAGAUGGAGGAAAAGCUACUGGUAGUUUUUUCUCUCCAAACAUAAUACCCUUUUUUGUGGUACCUGGGGUAACAUCAGAAAUGUGCAACACAUUUUUCAUUGCCUCAAUCAUGUAACGUGUGGCCCUACUGGAAGUUACAUUAGUCUCAUCGUCGUCGACACUGGAGUCAGUAUCCGUGUCGACAUCUGUGUCUGCCAUCUGAGGUAGCGGGCGUUUUAGAGCCCCUGAUGGGUUUUGAGACGCCUGGGCAGGCACAGGCUGAGAAGCCGGCUGUCCCACAUUUGGUAUGUUGUCAAACCUUUUAUGCAAGGAGUCGACACUGUCGCGUAAUUCCUUCCACAGCACCAUCCACUCAGGUGUCGACCCCGCAGGGGGUGACAUCACAUUUAUCGGCAUCUGCUCCGCCUCCACAUAAGCCUCCUCAUCAAACAUGUCGACACAGCCGUACCGACACACCGCAUACACACAGGGAAUGCUCUGACAGAGGACAGGACCCCACAAAGCCCUUUGGGGAGACAGAGAGAGAGUAUGCCAGCACACACCAGAGCGCUAUAUAACACAGGGAUCCCACUAUAAAUGAGUGUUUUCCCUUAUAGCUGCUUAUUUUAUAUAUACUGCGCCUAAAUUUAGUGCCCCCCCUCUCUUUUUUACCCUUAUGUAGCUUGACAACUUCAGGGGAGAGCCAGGGAGCGUCCUUCCAGCGGAGCUGUGAGGGAAAAAUGGCGCCAGUGUGCUGAGGGAGAUAGCCCCGCCCCUUUUCCGGCGGACUUCUCCCGCUUUUUCUGGAAUUCUGGCAGGGGUAUUUUUACACCUAUAUAGCCUUUCUGACUAUAUAUGGUGUAGAUUUGCCAGCCAAGGUGUCUUUUAUAUUGCCCUCAAGGCGCCCCCCCCCCAGCGCCCUGCACCUAUCAGUGACCGGAGUGUGAGGUGUGCAUGAGGAGCAAUGGCGCACAGCUGCAGUGCUGUGCGCUACCUUGUUGAAGACAGAAGUCUUCUGCCGCCGAUUUUCCGGAACACUUCUUGCUUCUGGCUCUGUAAGGGGGCCGGCGGCGCGGCUCCGGGAACGAACACCAAGGUCGGGUCCUGCGGUCGAUCCCUCUGGAGCUAAUGGUGUCCAGUAGCCUAAGAAGCCCAAACUACCACCAGUUAGGUAGGUUCGCUUCUUCUCCCCUUAGUCCCUCGCUGCAGUGAGUCUGUUGCCAGCAGAUCUCACUGUAAAAUAAAAAGUAUAUUUUAGGUUUUCUUUCUAGGAGCUCAGGAGAGCCCCUAGUGUGCAUCCAGCUCAGCCGGGCACAAGAUUCUAACUGAAGUCUGGAGGAGGGUCAUAGUGGGAGGAGCCAGUGCACACCAGUAGUCUAAAGCUUUCUUUUAGUUGUGCCCAGUCUCCUGCGGAGCUGCUAUUCCCCAUGGUCCUUAUGGAGUCCCAGCAUCCACUUAGGACGUCAGAGAAUAAAUAUAUAUUUUUAAAUUAAUGUGUCUGGACAGCGCUUCCUAUUAAAACCUUGGUUUUAAUUAUUGUUUAUCUUCUUAAUAUGGACCAGUCAUCCUGUCCCCUUUGCAGAAAAGCAGCCCCAAAGCAUGAUGUGUCCAGCCCCAUGCUUCACAGUGGGUAUGGUGUUCUUGGGAUGCCAUUCAUCAUUCUCCUCCCUCCAAACACGGUGAGGGGAUUUUAUACCAAAAAGUUUAAUUUUGCUCUCAUCUGACCACAUGACAUUCUCCCAAUCCUCCUUUGGAUCAUCCAGGUGGUCACUGGCAAACUUUAUACGGGCCUGGACAUGUGCUGGCUUAAGCAGGGGGACCUUUCGGGCGCUGCAGGAUUUCAAUCCAUGACGACGUAGUGUGUUACUAAUGGUAACCUUUGUAACUGUGGUCCCAGCUUUCUUGAGAUCAUUGACCAGCUCCCCCUGUGUAGUUCUGGGCUGAUUCCUCACCGUUCUCAAGAUCAUUGAUACCUUACAAGGUGAGAUCUUGCAUGGAGCCCUAGGUCGAGGGAGAUUGUCAGUGAUCUAGUAUUUCUUCCAUUUUUUUAUAAUUGCGCCAACAGUUGAUCUCUUCUCACCAAGCUACUUGCCUAUUGUCGAGUAGCUCAUCCCAGCCUUGUGCAGCUCUACAAUUUUGUCCCUGGUGUCCUUAGACAGCUCUCUGGUCUUGGCCAUGGUGGAGAGGUAGCAGUCUGACUGUUUGAGGGUGUGGACAGGUGUCUUUUAUACAGAUAACCAGUUGUGGAGUAUAGAAGAGCUUCUUAAAGAAGUAGUAACAGGUCUGUGAGAGCCAGAAAUCUUGCUGCUUGGUAGGUGUCCAAAUAUUUAUUUUCCACAAGAAUAUACAAGUAAAUUGUUUAAAAAUCAUGCAAUGUGAUUUCCUAGUUUUGUUUUUUUUCAGAUUCUGUCUCUCACCGUUGAAGUGUACCUAUGAUGGAAAUUACAGACCUCGCUCCUCUUUUUAAGUGGGUCAACUUGCACAAUCGGUGACUGUCCAAAUACUUUUUUGCCCUACUGUGUGUAUGUAUAUAUAUAUAUAUAUAUAUAUAUAUAUAUAUACACUCACACAGUCAGUAUCUCAGAAAUCCCAUAUAAAUAGUGAUAACCAGUAUAAAUGCACAAUAAUAUAUGAUUUCCUUCUUUUCAAGUUAAGGGGGUAAUGUCGGCGUAUCUAAAUAUAUUUUGGGGUAAAAGGUAAAAAAGUUUCCUGACACCUGCUCUAGUAUUUAACUAGAACUCCCACUUUUUACCUGUACUAAAACCUGUCCGCAAACAUGGAGAAAGGAUAGAUGCCCGCAUGGCUGGACGAGAGACUCCAACCGCUCAUAAUGGAAAAGCGUAGCUAAUGUGACACCUGAUUUCCAAUUGUAAAGCGCAACGGAAUAUGCUGCGCUAUAUAAGAAACGGUUAAUAAAUAAUUGGAGAACAGAUACAGAGCAUGCACCAAUGUCCUAGUAGUUUGUGUAUAUCGUUCCAUGAGCCAUGAUCGCUCCCAUUCAUACUGUCAGAGCCUUUGAACUGUCAGUUGAGUACAGGGUUACCAGAAACUUCACCAAUGGGUUUCAUGGGGGUGACUUGCUAAAGAGGAAGGCUGUCAAGUAAUGUUUAACACAUUUAUGUGCAAAUCUUAUCUAGCUAAACUGUAUCAUCUUGUUGCAGUAUGGUGGUGACGUCUCAAGAAAAAUGAAGUUGCUGAAGCGGCAAGCUGAAGGGAAGAAGAAGAUGCGGAGAAUCGGCAAUGUGGAAGUGCCUAAAGACGCAUUUAUCAGUGUGUUAAAGAGACAGCCGGACAAGUGACACCAGAAAGUGACUGCUAUCACAUUUCUUCACUAUCGGAGGACAAUCUGAACCUUGUCCCAAUGGCUUUGUCUGCAGAGCAUCCUUAAGUGUUGGGAUCAAAGAAGGAGGAAGAAACAUUGCCUACCCAAUUCCUAAUGUUUUUUCUGAGCAAAUGGAUGAUAUUUAAUUUACCUCAACAACAAUGGCUGUUUCCUGCCAGGGACUUAUGAUGGAAAAUAAGAUAUUCAGUGCUGAAUGACUUCUGCACAGUGUUUGCUAGAUAUUUAUUUAAUAAUAAAGUGAGGCAGAAAUUG
Molecule: messenger RNA, 11028 nt
Organism: Pseudophryne corroboree (corroboree frog)
Lineage: Eukaryota; Metazoa; Chordata; Amphibia; Anura; Myobatrachidae
Gene: GUF1
Product: GTP binding elongation factor GUF1
Exons: 19
Coding region: 362-2383 (673 amino acids)
Biological process (GO): positive regulation of translation
Cellular component (GO): mitochondrion
Molecular function (GO): GTP binding; mitochondrial ribosome binding; GTPase activity
Source: RefSeq, a predicted model, not a curated record